UCCAUAUAGCCCUGUCAGGAGACGGUUCCCUCCAAGCCGUCGAGCAGCUUCUCUCGGGGGGUGGGAAGCGGAGCCUCGGUCGGCGGGGUCCCGCUCGCCGCUCUGCCUUCCUCCUCCUCCUUCCCGCCCCACUUCGGCGUGUGGGGCUGGGUCAUGUCUACGGGCUCCCUGAGUGACGCCGAGGAGCUGCCGGAGAUGGACCUGAGGGGGCUGCAGCUCGACUACCCGGGGCCGCCCCGCUCCAAGCGGCGUCCCCGAGGCAAGCCCUGCCCUUCGGCGGGAAACUCCUCCGCCGCGGAAGAGGAGGAGGAGGAGGAAGACGACGACGAGGAGGAAGACGCGGAGACGAGCUGUGGCGGUAAGAAGAAGCGAGCCAAGGGAGCGCCCGCGGCGGGAGAAAGCAACGGCGGCGGGAAGCGUCCUCCGGCGUCGGGCCGCGGCGGCCCGGUGGCGGCCGAGUGCAAGCAGACGCAGCGCAACGCGGCCAACGCGCGCGAGCGAGCCCGCAUGCGCGUGCUGAGCAAGGCGUUCUCGCGCCUCAAGACCAGCCUGCCCUGGGUGCCCCCGGACACGAAGCUCUCCAAGCUGGACACGCUGCGCCUCGCCUCCAGCUACAUCGCCCACCUCCGGCAGCUGCUGCAGGAAGACCGCUACGAGAAGGGCUACGUGCACCCCGUCAACCUGACCUGGCCAUUUGUGGUUUCAGGAAGACCAGAAAGUGAUACCAAAGAGGUUUCAACAACCAACAGAUUAUGUGGAACUACAGCUUAGUUAAAGUAAGCAAUACUCUUGCUGGAUAUGCUUCCAAACCAUCCUGACUUGUAUGGACCAAAACAAACUGAUGCAAAGAAAUCAAGUCUGCUCAGUGUUUAAGCCCUCUACUUGUUCAUUUCGAAGGGAAAAUGCACUCAAAAAUAUAAUGAAGAAGGCAAGAGGGGGAUUUGCUGAAUUUUCUGAUUCAGCAAAACUGGUGGGUUUGGAAAAGCAUUUUUCUGCAUCGUUACCUGAAGAAACUGUUCCAAAGCCUUUUUGACUAA
Podarcis raffonei (Aeolian wall lizard) is the source of this 1037-nucleotide messenger RNA. RefSeq names its product musculin (gene MSC). Gene Ontology annotation, molecular function: DNA-binding transcription factor activity, RNA polymerase II-specific; RNA polymerase II transcription regulatory region sequence-specific DNA binding; protein dimerization activity. The coding region runs from base 154 to 771 and encodes 205 amino acids. Gene Ontology annotation, biological process: skeletal muscle tissue development; regulation of transcription by RNA polymerase II. The transcript has 2 exons. NCBI's taxonomy places the organism in Eukaryota, Metazoa, Chordata, Lepidosauria, Squamata, Lacertidae. The record is from RefSeq and is a predicted model, not a curated record.